Mangifera indica (mango) is the source of this 1855-nucleotide messenger RNA. RefSeq names its product probable WRKY transcription factor 74. NCBI's taxonomy places the organism in Eukaryota, Viridiplantae, Streptophyta, Magnoliopsida, Sapindales, Anacardiaceae. Bases 534 to 1520 code for a protein of 328 amino acids. Gene Ontology annotation, molecular function: DNA-binding transcription factor activity; sequence-specific DNA binding. Gene Ontology annotation, biological process: regulation of DNA-templated transcription. The transcript has 3 exons. The record is from RefSeq and is a predicted model, not a curated record.
GUUUUCUCUUUGAUUUUUUUUUUUAAUUUGAGUUUGAACAAGUGAAAUUUAAUUAAAAGAGAGUAUUUGUUUUCUUUUGUUUUUGUCAUUUUAACAAGUUCCAUAAAGUGAACAAAGUCUUCUUUCACAUCUUUUUAUUCAAACUAUGGGAUAAUUUAGGAUUCCUCUUCAGCUCCAACUUCACUAAGCUUUUCUUAAUUUUUGUCUUCUUAUUAUGUUUUCUUUUUCCUUUUCUCUUUACUUUGAAUUAUUUGGCCAUAACCGGAAAAAAGAAAAUUGUUAAUUUUGUUUUCGGUACCAUCUUUUACUUUUGAUGAUUUCAAUAUGAUAUCAUCAUCACAUUCAGCUUUUGUUUGAAAAGACAUGAAUUCCCAUCUCAGUUUUCCUUUUUUGCAAAUGGGUUUGGAUUGGUUUCUUUUAUGAAGAUAGUUUCGGCUCAGUUUUUCAUGUUUGUCUCAUCUUGGUCUUAAAGUGUUUGUUCUAUUUUUAUGGUUUUCAUUAAGGUUUGAUUUUCUGUUUUCUGUUUGUUGAACAUGGAGGAGGUUGAAGAAGCAAACAAGGCUGCCGUUGAGAGCUGUUAUAGAGUUCUUGGUUUGUUGUCUCAGCAUAGAGAUCAUCAGCAAGUCCAGUACAGGAACUUGGCAGGCGAAACUGAUGAAGCUGUGUUUAGAUUCAAAAGAGUUGUGUCUCUUUUAAGCUCAAGUUUUGGUCAUGGAAGAAUCAGAAAGUUGAGGAAUAAGAAACUUUCUUCAUCUUUGCCUCAAAGUAUUUUCUUAGACAGUCCUAAUUACACACCAGUUUUUUCUCCAAAACCUCUCCAAAUAAUCCCAGCUGAUCCUAUGCACUCAUCUCCAAAGUUCCCUCUCCAAGCAAUACCAUCUCCACACGUUCACUUUAUGCAUCAUCAGCAACAGCUGCAAAGGUUGAGGUUUCAACAGCAUCAACAGAAAUAUCAAGCUGAUAUGAAUAUGCUGUACUCUAGCAGGAGUACCAACAGUGGCAUAAACCUCAAAUUUGAUGGCUCUAGUUGCACACCAACCAUGUCCUCAACUAAGUCACUAGUAUCAUCCUUGAGCUUAGAUGGAAGUGUUGCUAACUUUGAUGGAAAUUCUUUUCAAUUGAUUGGUGUGCCACAGCAUUCAAGUCAGAUCUCUCAACAGUCCAAGAGUACUAGGUGUUCUGGGAGGGGAGAGAAUGUGAAUAUGAAAUGUAGUACUGUUGGUAAAUGUCAUUGCUCAAAGAGGAGGAAACACAGGAUAAAGAGGUCAAUCAAGGUGCCUGCCAUCAGUAACAAGGUUGCAGAUAUUCCUCCUGAUGAGUAUUCAUGGAGGAAAUAUGGACAGAAACCUAUUAAGGGUUCUCCACAUCCGAGGGGAUACUACAAAUGUAGUACUGUGAGAGGCUGCCCUGCAAGAAAGCAUGUCGAGAGAUGCCCUGCCGACCCUUCAAUGCUAAUUGUAACCUAUGAAGGUGAGCACAACCAUUCCAGGUUACAGGCAUCACAAUCAGCCCAUACAUGACGCUGUAAUGCCAACAUCUCCAUCUUAUGACUAUCUAAACCAACCAAGAUUAGUUAAUCUGAAUUGUGAAUCUCUGGUGUAUAUAAUUUGUAGUUCAAGCUUGUGACAACAAAUGCUGGAGCUAAUUUCCAGUACUUAUCUAAAAGCUUUUUGGUUUUCUGUGUCUCUGCAAGUGGAGCCACAGAGGAGACAAAGCUAAAAGGCUCUUAUAUAUGUUAGGGAGGCUGAAAAAGCCAAAUUAUGUUCUUGUUUCUUUUCUUCAAGGGUUUUGAGUGAAUGUAAUGUUAUUAGUAUAAUAUUUAAAUUUCAGUUAUAUAAUGCAUGCUCUACUUCUA